This is a messenger RNA of Sinocyclocheilus rhinocerous, 311 nucleotides long. RefSeq names its product U4/U6.U5 tri-snRNP-associated protein 2-like. The transcript is spliced from 2 exons. The record is from RefSeq and is a predicted model, not a curated record. Bases 9 to 311 code for a protein of 100 amino acids. NCBI's taxonomy places the organism in Eukaryota, Metazoa, Chordata, Actinopteri, Cypriniformes, Cyprinidae.
ACGGUCUCAUGAGCUUCCGUGUCUGUUUCUCACAGCCUGCAGAAGAGAAAGAAGCCCUUCUCCUUAAGGACGAGUACCAAGAGAAGAUGUCCGAGUCCACCUUCCUGUACCUGACGCUGGAUCUGCCCACCGCACCCCUCUACAAAGAUGAGAAGGAGCAGCUCAUCAUUCCUCAGGUUCCUCUCUUCAACAUCCUGGCCAAGUUCAACGGAAACAAUGAGAAGGAGUACAAGACAUACAAAGAGAACUUUCUGAAAAGGUUCCAGCUCACCAAACUUCCUCCGUACCUCGUCUUCUGCAUGCACACUUAA